Molecule: messenger RNA, 7192 nt
Organism: Topomyia yanbarensis
Lineage: Eukaryota; Metazoa; Arthropoda; Insecta; Diptera; Culicidae
Product: phosphatase and actin regulator 4
Exons: 13
Coding region: 2076-4931 (951 amino acids)
Biological process (GO): actin cytoskeleton organization
Molecular function (GO): actin binding
Source: RefSeq, a predicted model, not a curated record
UUCGUACGUUGCAUACAUACGGGGUAAGGUUGUGCAUAUUUUCGCGUAAAAGGGCAGACACUUCAUGUUCUGUCGGAUUGCUGGCUUCGGCAGCAAGCAGCAGAAGUUGGUAACAUCAGGAAGAGGGUGGGGUGGCAUUUGCCAACGCAGAAAAAAAGCUCCGCAGAUUUUCUUUAUCUCAAACAGCAGUUUCAUCCAGAUUUCGUUUGCUUAUCGGCAGUGCAGUGAAUUGUGCUAAAUAUCACAUUUUGGGUAAAAUCCGUUACAAGCCACGGCCCAGAAGGGCAGCAGAGUGCGAAUGUUUGUAUACAUCAGCAAUUGUGUGGUGCAGCAGAGAAAAAAAAAUGGGAAAAUGUGUGUGAUAGUACCUCAGCCAGUCUAGUGUUCCAGCCCAAAGAAAAUCAGCUAUUGGAAAGGGUUAAGCCGAGAAGAUAGUGCAAGGUGAAGAAACAAGAAAAUAGAGAGUUUUAAUUGGGAAGUAUUGGAAUUUAAUCAAAAGGGGUGUGUGUGGGGCAGUGGAAGCAGACAAGAGAAGUGUUAAGAAUGCAGCAAAUGUGAAUAAACCGGAGAGCUAAAUUCGGAAAGGCUAUCGCCUCUCAAUGGCGGAGAAGAUAAGAUGCUGAAGCUGUGAAUGUCGAAUCAAGCAAUAUUGGUCGCAAGAGGGAAUAAAAUAGGGUUUAAAUAAAAAUGAUGUGAAGUGCGGUAUAAAAGAGGCAAUUUUGUAUGCGUGUGAUGCCCGCAGUGUUUCGUGGGCAAAUGUAGUUGAAGAGAGUGAAGUGAAGAUGUAGAAGGUGCUUCAUUCAUCAGCAAAUACAACAGCAGCCCAGUGUGGACGCUGGCAGGCCGAGACUUGCGGGAAGAGCACGGUGCCGUUGCUGAAGGCGAAUUCGAUAAAAUAUACACGUGAAGUGUGGAAGAAAGAGCCAGAGCCAGCGAAUCGUAUAAUGAGGAAUGAAACAUCACUGUAGUCGGCGAUGGACCUGUAAGCAUGUAAAAAGCAGCGACGGCAAGAUCAGCAGUUAAUCGGCGGAAGUACCACUCAUACAAAUCGGCAUCAGUAUUUACAACUGCAUCACCACAAAGCGACAACAAAGGAAACAGUUCCAACCGAUAGGAUACGACGGAAGAAAAAUUAUGGGAAAUAUAUUAUUGUGCACUCGGUUGACGGUAGUUGGUUACAGUGAAAAACGAUGAAGCCCAACUCGAUAAGCUCAUCGAUAGCCGAUGGAUAUAAUUAGUUUGGGGGAAAAUUCGAGCCCAUCCGCGUGAGUGCACUAGAGGGAGCAGAAGUUCAGUGAUUGUAUGUGAGUGUGUCUGGGUGGGAUUAUCAUGCCGUAUGUGUGCUCAAUACUUUGUUUUCAAUAGUGUUCAUCAAAGUCUAAAAAGUGAAAUUUCAUGGCGAAACUGGCUGUUUGUUAAGCUAAUCAGUUUUAUGGGAGAAUUUACGAGCUGAUAUUCUAAACGCAAUCUCCUUGAUUAGUAGUAGCUAUAAUAGUGUUGUAGUAGUGAAAUCCAAUAAUGCUCUAGUGCCAAAUCUAUCUCUAUUUUCGACGCAUAUGUAGUUUAGUGGGGGAGAAUCACGUGUACAUGUUUUGUAACCACACUUUUUGGAAGGUUUUCUAUGUUGGGAGUAGUCGAAGCCGCCGAGAAACGUGGCAACCUUAACGUUGUAUUUACUAUCGAUGUACAUACCACAUCAAUAGCCUGUCAGCGGGAAGUACUUGUGUACAACAAGAGAUAAAAAAACCCCGUCAACCGGAGUUGAUAAAAAGUGAGGCUGCAGUGAAUAAAAAUGAAAUGAAUUUACAUAAAUGCAAUUAAGGUGCAGAGAGGUGUGCUUUUCCGCUGGCUGGUUGAUGAAUGUCUAGCUUAUUCUAGCUGGCAGACCCAGACAGUGUGCAACCGGAAAAGCUUCCGCACCCGCCGUCAUCUAACCGACGACGCUCACUUCCAGUUAUAUCUCCGGUACCACCAGCACCCGAUCGUGUGUGUGGGCCCAUCGCAACACCCCCUUAUCUGCGCACAUACCUACGAGCAGCACAUGUGACAUAGCCCCAUAGUGAGGACAAGGAAAAAUGUCUCUCAACGGACGGGAUCUAAUGAAGCAACCGCCGCCUGAGUACAACCAGAGCGUACUGACGAUGCAGAAAUCGGUGACAAUCACGGUGACGCCACAGCGGAGCAAUUCGAUGGAUUUGCUCAACUUUGAGGAAAAGCGGCAACUGAUUGCAUCCUCGCUGUCACUAUCGGACAUACUGCACGUCAGUCCGGCGGCGGCCCAUGUGGCCAAAGAGGUCGCGGCCAGUACGGUAAUCGCUACAAAGAAGCAGAAUGGUGCUACCCUACGUUCCAACAGUCUUAACUCGGGCUCCCGAACACCUCCGCUGGAGCGGAAAAGCAAGUUCAGCGCGUUCGGACGCUUGUUCAAACCAUGGAAGUGGCGAAGAAAAAAGAAAAGCGAAAAGUUUGAGUCCACCUCCAAGUCGCUAGAACGUAAAAUAUCAGUACGUGCCAACCGCGAAGAACUUGUACAAAAAGGUAUCCUGCUGCCCGAGAGUCCAACGUCGGCUCUGUCCAUAGCUGCCAUUUGUAUUACUCCCACGGACUCGGUGACGUGGUCAACAUCAUCUCAUAGACAACUACAAACCUUCCAUCAGCCGAACCAUUACCGAAGCCAAAACGAAGAACAAUAUACCAUCUACAACUCAGUGAACGGACCCAACUCAUCCGUCCUGCCACAUCUUGCGAACGCAUCGGCAUCAUCAGCAGCACCAAAUAGUAGCAUUACCAACAAUGUGCCUUUAUCGCAAUCGGCUCAACAGAUUAGCAGUAACAGUGCGCUCAACAAUAGUAACAGCAACCACAUCCACAACAGUAGUAGUAACAGUAGUAACAGUAACAACGGAUCGCUAAGCCUAGCGGCGAUUCUGUCCGGUGCCGUCAAUGCCGUGGGGUCCCACGGGAGCGGCGGAAGCGGGAUCGUUGGAAAUAAUUCGGUUGUCGGUGCCAAUAUGAUUAGUGGCGGUACGGCGGGUCAAGCGCUGGCUAGUAUACUGACUGGGAACAGUAGUAUAGGUGGUGGUCCUGGUAGUGGACUACCACACUCGCAGUCGGCACACCAGAUUGGUACGGUUCCAUCACAGCAGCAUGCUUCUAUGAACCAGCAUCAGGCGCUUCAGCAGCAGCUGCAGCAGCACUUUGCCAACGUUGCCAACAGCGGAAGCAGUAGUUUAGAGCCAAGGAAAGAAAAGACUGACGUCCAAAGUAGUGCAAAUGGCUCAUGCAUUGAGCACUCCUGUUCCGGUGGGGGUUCGCAGCAUCAGCCGACCGCAGGCGGUCAUGGUCUAGCUUCGAUCGAGGGAGGAGUUCAGCUCCAGCCCCCACAGACACAGUCCAAACCGGAACGUCCCAACACACUCGGGCCUACCAAGCUGACCCGAAGGAUCAUCUGCUAUCAUAACAAUGAGGGGUUUCAAGAUAAUCAACGGAAAACGCCGCCGCCAGCCAACGAGAAUCAAUCAAACCAACAGCAGUUGCAACAAUCGGGACACCAAUCGUUGCAGCACCAGCACCAACAGCAUCAACAUUCUGCCCUGGCAGCAGCUGCUGCCGCGGCCGCUGUCGCCCAGCAACAGCAGCAGCAACAACAGCAGCAGCAGCAGCAAUCCCAACUCCCGACACAAGCGGCGUUGUCGGCCGCCGCGGCAGCCGUUGCCCAACAACAUCACCAGCACCAACAGGCGCUUCAACAGCAACUACAGCAGCAUGUACAGCAUGGCGGCCACCUGCACCAUCAUCACCUAUCCAAUCCCAUCAUGCUGUCGGAGCUGCCGGAACCUCCGAUACCGGUGUCGGAGAUCGGGCCCAUCCCUCCGCCGCCAAUGUUUUCAACACCAAGUCCGACCAUGAUUGGCGGACGACCGCAUGGCCCUAACGUGCAUUCCACUACUACUUGUAGCAAUAAUAGUAUUAGCGCGAGUAACAUUAUACCGUUAGAUAUGAACGAUUACGAUUACGAUGAUCAUGAUACCAAUGAUCAGGAGGAACUGGACUCGGACGAGGAGUACAUGUACACGAUGUCGCAACCAAACCCCGCCAUCGACACGAACCGCAUCGACGAGAUCCCCGCGAAGGAGCCCAAAUUCAACGCAGUGCCAUUGAAAUCAGCUUUAAAGAAGAAGGGUUCGAACCCGGGAACGCCGACCCAAGACAAUCGGACGCUCACGGUGCGCUACGACAACAAUCCAACCGCAACGAUCAAGCCAGUUUUACGACCACGGAUUAGAAUAUGCUCGCGACCGAUGCGCUUCCAGAUUGGCCUACCUAGUACGAUGGAGAACAAGGAGAACACGCGACCAUUUGUGAUCCGCGAAGGCGACAACGACGAUCAGAACGACGGUCCAAUCCGCUACCGGGAUGAAGAUCCGGACCGAGUGGCGAAGAUUGCUCGCAAGGAAAGUCUCUCGAUUAAGCUUGCGCUGCGACCUGACCGGCAGGAGCUGAUCAACCGAAAUAUUCUGCAGUUACAGUCGGACAACGAAAAGCAGGAGUCAAAGGAAGCUAUCGGAGCCCGGCUAAUCCGACGGCUUUCUAUGCGGCCUACCGCGGAAGAGCUGGUAGAGAGGAAUAUUUUGAAAACACAAAGUCCUGCGGAAGAGAAAAAGCAAAAGGAGGAGAAGAAGCGUUACCUGCUGCGGAAACUUAGCUUCCGGCCCACCGUAGACGAGUUGAAGGAGAAAAAGAUCAUCCGUUUCAACGAUUACAUCGAAGUGACACAGGCGCACGACUACGACCGACGUGCGGAUAAACCGUGGACACGGCUCACCCCCAAGGACAAAGCGGCCAUUCGCAAGGAGCUGAACGAAUUCAAAAGUUCCGAGAUGGCCGUGCACGAAGGCAGUCGACAUCUUACCAGGUUUCAUAGGCCAUGACAGCUGCAAUGUAGGAUCAAGCAGAGACAUUUUGCCGUUCAUUACUUUACAUUUCUCAUUAAGAAUUACUACAACAAACAUUUGAUUGUGUACAUAUAAAGAAAACCGAGACAGGAGCAUUGGUAGCAACAGCAGCAGAAUCCACUGGAUCCGCGGCAUAACCAUUACCCACAUAUACACAUAUAGCCCAGCAUCCAAGAACACUCACAUUCAUCGGUGUAACAUUGGAGCGGAGAAUGUACUCCACACUUCUUGCAGUUUCCGCAUUCCCUACCGGGACCCACAAGUGUAGCUGUUUUUUUCUGGGUCUACUUUUGAACCAUCUGACAUCCGCAGCAGAUACCUAUAGGACUACUGGACACUUGGACAGAACUACCUUGCCCAACCGAUUUGCACACCGACGAUUUUUGGACUUUCGGACCUGGACGGAUACCUAGUUCCGUGCGGUAUCAACCCCCUAUCCGCAACACGAUUGAUAUUUUACUCACAAACCGUAUGGCAGGAGUAACCGUAACGAGGGCAGUUAAUUGGACUUAAGCGAAACUCACACCGCAGCAUAUAACAAUAUACAGCAAGUUUGUUUGCAGCAAACCAAGGUCAAGAAACUGAAUUAUUGAAACAGUAACAGAAAACAGUAAGCAAAUCAGAAAUUAAAGGAAACCUUAAAAUUAUAAUAAAAUAAAGAAUAAUAAUACUGUGAUAAUGUUGACGUUAUUAGAAUGUUACCGAGCGAUACAAAAAAAAAAUAACAAAUGGAAAAGCGAGUCGCUGAAAACUAGUGAUUAGUUGCUGAAGUAUAAUCAGAACUUAGAACACUAACGAUAUCGAAGUGCUUGCCGUGGCCGAUAGGCUGGUGAAGGCUGGUUGGCUGGAUGGUUGAAAGGAACUGAAUCGAACGGGUACGUACAUAAUGGGGGAAAAAAUAAUAACAAUUAUGAGCACACAUUUGUUGAGCUAAGGUGAUCAUAUGAAUCUGGCAUGCUUAGGCGAUGCCCAAAAAUAUUUACACGGAGCACAGUGCAAGCGGAUACGGACUGAACACACAACUGAACAUCAAUGCAGGAUCUUCAUGAAAUUUCUAGAGCACUUUGACAUUUUUAUUAGAGUUUGAAAGCGAAACAAACAAGUAUGCUCAAUGCAUACUCUAUUGCGUUAAAGGACAUGUUUUGGUUGUUUGCUUGACUGUCGCUCUACGUAUAAUUGUCCCAUUUGUGUAUAAUAGGGAAUCCCAGUUAUGCGUAUAGCUGAAGUUCAUUACUCGUUUGUUCGGUGUAGCGCAGUUUUACAAUUAUUUUCAGUUCAAAUCCAAACUUCAAUUGAGUAGUCAAUUUUCUAUCCAUGUUGGAUCUGAGUUGGUUCAUCGAGCAAACAUACCCUGAAAAUAGAUAACCAAAUAUUUCCAAUGAACUGCUUGCACUCUAUUCUGCAUGAUAGUUCAGUCAACUUUGAGUGCUGGUUGCGAUACAUUCAACGGAAAAUUCACUCCAUAUUUCCGUGAAUGUAGGAGUCGCUUCUGAAGACAUUCUUUUUUAUAGAUUUGACGUACACCCAUUUUGUCGCAGAUACAUUUUGCAUUCCAAAUUAGAUUUUUUGGGAGAUUUUGACAUAGUGUUUUGGAACAUUAUAAGCAACGUAAUAUUGCUGUCCAGACGAUUUACGAAUGUUUUCUUUAGUGUGUCAUGGUCUAAAACAACGCAAGGUGAUUUGGGUAGUAAUUCGGUGUAUAAUUUUCGUACGCACGUAUUGGCAACGGUAUCUUGUUUGUCGUUCGGGGUUUUGCACUUUUUGCAAGUGUAACGAUGGUUAGGCCCUAUCAGCAUACAAAGGUUAAAGGUCCAUUGGUCUAUUAUUAGAAAUUGUUCUAAUUGUUUCAAUAUCUUUUGUUGAUCAAAGGCAGCAAAUUCUUCACACGUAGCAAUCAAACGUUCAGGGUGACUUUCAUAAUAUUUUAAGAUAUUCAUCUUAAAUAAUAGGCAGUAUAGACUGAAUCAAAGCGCGACAUAUACUAGUAUCGUGCUUCAUGUAUUUUAACACAUUUCUUUGCUUCAUGAUUUUUCAACUGAAUUAUUUACAACUACCGCAAGUUUGCAGCCGAAUUGAGACUACCGAAAAUAUAGCUGCUCACUUCAUUACAUCAAUUUUAUGCUCAUUGAAUCAUUGUUUCACUGUUCGAGUUUAGAUUCAUUAAGACUGCAAAACCCACACCCGAGUCAAACUUCAAAAUGACAUCAUCAUGAUUUAAAAAGGGAAAAUGUACUUUU